Molecule: messenger RNA, 4371 nt
Organism: Dictyostelium purpureum
Lineage: Eukaryota; Evosea; Eumycetozoa; Dictyosteliales; Dictyosteliaceae
Exons: 2
Coding region: 1-4371 (1456 amino acids)
Biological process (GO): glycerophospholipid catabolic process
Molecular function (GO): starch binding; phosphoric diester hydrolase activity; protein binding
Source: RefSeq, a predicted model, not a curated record
AUGAAAUUUCAAAAGCAUUUAAAGAGUGUCACAAUUUGGAAUCAUCAUUAUUUACCAUACCAAAAGCUAAAGAGAAAAAUUAGAAAUUAUUUUUCCCCACCAGUUUCACCUGUUGACAAUAGAGUAUCAUUACAACAACAACAACAACAACAACAACAACAACUGCAGCCAGGAAAUGAUGUUUCAAAAGACUUUUUAGAAAUUUUAGAAAAUGAAAUUAAAAAAGUUAACCAAUUUAUAUUGGAAGAAAGAUUACCACAUGUCUUAAAUAGAUUUGAAGAUUUAAAGCAAAAAUACAAGUCUAUUGAUUUUUCGUCCCCAUUUUCAGUUUAUUUAAGUGUAGGAUUACCAACACAACAGCAAUUAGAAGAAGAAGGUUCCGGUAGUGGAAAUUCAACACCAUUAGACCAAUCAUCGUCAUCAUUAUAUUUCCCAAGCGAACAAUUACAACAACAUGGUUCAAAUGAAGUAGAUACAAUUACAGCUUUUCAAAUUGCAUUUGAAGAUAUCUUAAAGCAAUUGGCUGAAAUCGAUCAAUUCUCACAAUUAAACAUCCAAGCUAUUCAAAAACUAUUGAACACCUAUUCAAAGAAAAAAGUAAAAUCCACAAUUUACGAACAAAAGAGAAGAAAAGCAGGUCAAUCUGAAUUAACUGGUUUGCAAAAAUUAGAUAUAAACAAUACAAAUAAUAAUGAACUAGAGCAAAAAGAAAACCAUCAGAAGCAAAAGCUUUUAGAAUCUAGUGAAAUCGAUUCUAUUAAACAACAAGUCGACAAAUUCUUUAAUGAUAAAGUAACUGAACUUGAAUUAUAUAACCGUGUUCAACUUAAAAAAUUAACAUUAGAAAUCGAAUUGGAGUACCAAACCAUUUGCCAAACAAAUGUUAGAUUAUUAAACAACUCAUACUAUGAUUUAUUAUCAAUAAAAGAAAAAGAAUUAUCAAACAAAGUUGUAUUAUUUUGCAAAAAUGUUAUAAGUAAUAAUACUAGCUUUAUAAAGAACAUCAUCGAAGAGAUUAAAGGUCUAAUGAAAGAACUAAAGAUUGAUGAUAGUCAAAUUAUGUGGACUGAAACCAUACAUUCAUGUAUACAUAAAUCAUGCUAUUUGGGAAAUGUUGAUAUGGUCAAGUUGUUGUUCAGUUCAUUUAAAUCAUUGGUAAACGUUGACUAUUGCGAUGAAAAAAAUAAACAAUUUAUACACAUUGCUUCAGAAAAUGGUAAAACAAAAGUAGUCGAUUUCCUUUUAGACAAUGGCGCAAAUAUCGAAUGUGGUGAUUUCUUAUCCCGUAGACCAUUACAUCUAUCCUCAAAAAAUGGUCACUAUGAAUGCACAGAACUCUUACUAAAAAGAAAUGCAAAUGUCAAUGUUUUAGAUAGAGAAGGAUGUACACCAUUGUAUUUGGCAUGCCGUAGAUACCCACAAAAAGAAGAGCAAGGAAACUUGGUUAUAGAUGCUAGUUCAGGCAAUGCGGGUACAGAGAAAUCAAUUGUCGAUUUAUUAUUAUUAAAUGGUACACCUUUAACUAGAGGUCCAUACGGUAGACACAUUUUGCAUGAAGCUUCAAGUAAAGGCAAUGUUAGCAAUAUUAAAUCAAUUGUAAAAGUGGAUCCAGAGUCUAUUAAUUUAACCGAUUUGUUUGGUAGAACCCCAAUUUUCGAAUCUGUUAAGCAUGGUAAUCUUAGCUCCAUAAUUACCUUGUUAGAGAACAAAGCAAAUAUAGUUCAAGUUUUCGAUGAUGACAAAAGAACAUUACUUCAUGAAGCUGCAGCUAAUGGCCAACUAGAUUCUAUGGAGUUGCUUUUUGAUCAUAUUACAAGAACUCUUAAUGUUGGUAAAGAGGAAUUAUAUAAAAUUUCGAAUCAACAAGAUGAUGAUGGUUGGGCUCCACUUCACGAUGCUUGUUAUUUAAAUUAUAUUCAAUGUGUCAAAUGUUUAUUAGAGCAUAGAUCCAAUCCAAAUCUUUUAGAUAAAGGUGAGUGGUCACCAAUUGUUCACUCAUUGUAUAGAGGUAAUAUUCAAGCAGCUAUCACUAUCAUGGAAUUUUUCAAGAAAAACCCAGAUCUCUUACAUGAAUCAUCAAAUUUAUUAUCCCCACCACUUAGAGAUUCAAACAAGUCAAUUAUGAACCAAUCAUUACCACCAAAAAUCAUUGAUUUAAGUGAUUUAAAUAAAUCAAUAAACUCGUUAAACUCAAGCACAGGUACAACCCCCAAAUUACCAUUAUCACCAGGAAAAUCAGAUUCUCUAUCCUCGUCAAAUACAACUGUAUCAGAUUCAUCAACCUCGACAACACCAACACCAACACCAACACCAACUAGCAACAUGGCAGCAAAUAAAAAAAUAUUAAAGUCAUUAUUAUCUACUGUUUGCUUUAGAGUGUUAGCCACAAAUAUUAAACCAGGUCAUAGAUUAGGUAUUGUUGGUAAUAGAAAGGCUAUUGGGUCAUGGAAUCCAUCUUCUGCCAUCUUUUUUAAAGAAGAAACACAAUCAGCUGAAUCAAGUGUUUGGGUUGGUAGAGUUCAAGUUCCAGUAAAUGUUCAAUUAGAGUAUAAAUAUGUUAUUUUUGAAGGUACACGUUUAGAUUCAUGGGAGGCAUUACCAGAGAAUAGAAAGUUUACACCACAAGAAGAGGAUGAAUUUGUGGAUGAUGGUGUUUUUGGCCAAUUACCAAAUGAAGAUGUAGACUCACAAGCAAAACAAUCUAUUUUUAUGGAGCGUGGUUGGUUGGUACAAGAUACUCAGCUUAGAGUUAGAUUUGGUGAAACUAGUUCAACGGAUCCACAACGUAAAAUUAUUCAACCAGUUAUAUUAUAUAAUGGUAAAGAGCAAGCAGGUAAAAUUAUUGUAUCACUUAGAGACCGUUUCUCAAAUAUUCAAAAGGGAACAACUACAUCAACAGUUAAUUUACCAUUAACAAAAGAUCAAUCAGUUUUAUUCCAAACAAAUCAAUUGAAGACAGAUUCAUAUCACACAAUUCAAUUUGAUAUUUAUAGACGUGGUAUGUCGACAGUGCUAAUUGGUCGUGCUAUUAUCCUUGUAUCAGAAUUAACAAGCACCCACCCAUAUAAAAAAGUUGUACCCAUUAUAAACUCCUCAUUACUUUCAGUUGGUGAGCUUUAUUUCUUCCCAUUAAUUAUCUCGCCCUUUACCCAUCCUAAAGUUUCCGAUGUUUUAUCUAAAACAUAUUGGAAGAGUACAUUAUUAAUUGGUCAUCGUGGUGGUGGGGCUGAAAAUGCAAGAAGUGUAGGCAAAUAUAAGAGAACUCAUAUCAAAGAGAAUACAAUUCUAUCAUUUGUUACAGCUGCCUCUCUUGGUGCUCAGUAUAUCGAAUUUGAUGUUCAACUCUCGCGUGAUGGUGUACCAGUUAUCUAUCAUGACUUUGAAAUCUUGGGUAAAGAUAAUAUUAAAAUCCCAAUCAACAAAAUUAAUUUACAACAAUUUAAAAAGCUUCAGCUAAAGAAAAACAAAACUAAAAAUGGUCAUAAUGAUGAAGACGAAGAAGAUGAUUCCAGCAACAACAAUCAUCAUGAAGAUGGCAAGUACGAUUUAACUAAUGAUGAUCCACUCCACCAUAAUAGCGAUAAGAGAUUAAAAUUCCCAUCAUUAAAAAAUUUACGUGGAAGAUCAAAAUCUAUGCAGGAUAUAUUUAAUGAUUUUGGUGCAAUUUCAUCACAAUCAGCAUCAAGCAUUAUUACAAAUUUAAAAUCAAGUGCCAUUAAUAUAAAUGCAAGUUUUAAUAAAAAUAGUAAUAAUAGUAAUAAUAAUAACAACAAUAGUAAUAAUAAUGGUAAAUCAGAACCAAUCAACGAUUCAAUGACAACACUAGAAGAAACAUUUAAAAAUGUACCAAUUCAAACUGGUUUCAAUAUUGAAAUUAAAUAUCCAAACCAAGAAAAAGAACAGGAAAUUCAAAUGAAUAAUUUAAAUAGAAAUACAUAUGUUGAUAUUAUAUUAAAAGUAGUUUUCGAACAUGCAGGUGAUAGAAGUGUAAUGUUUUCAUCAUUCGACCCAGACAUUUGUUUAUUAUGUUCAUUGAAACAACCAAAAUACCCAGUCUUCUUUUUAAACAAUGCAGGCUUUACCCAACACUCUGACCCACGUGCAAAUUCAAUAUCUGAAGCUAUUCGUUUCUCAAAAUCAGCUCAUCUUUUAGGUAUUGUUACAAAUUCGAAAAUUCUUUGUGAAGCUCCACCAGUAAUUGGUCAGGUUAAAUCUGCAGGUUUAAUGUUGUGUAGUUGGGGUUCUGAAAAUAAUGAUCCUGCUUUAGUCGACCUUCAAGAAUCUUUAGGUUGUGAUGCCGUUAUCGUUGAUCAUGUAGCAUAUGUUUCAAAACAUUAUAACAAACCAACCAAUAAUGAAAAUGAAAAAUAG